AUGUCAUCUAGUGACUCUCUAGUUGACAAGAUCGUUGCCAAAGUGAAGGCCGAAGGCGUUUUCGAUCAGUUCAGGAAAGAAUGUGUUUCAUUUAUUGAAGACAGCUCUCAAUACCGUCAUCUUAAGGACAAAGUAGGCCAGUUUGUGGAGGAUUUUCUGAAAGACCAGCCUUGGCCGUGUCCUAUUGAAAAGAAAAAAUUGAGGGAACUUCUGAAAGCACAACUUCACAUAUCCAAACUCUUGGAUCGUGUGGACAACAUUGUCAUCCAAGCUGUGAGGGAAAAUUGUGAUACUUCUUUGUUGCCACUUACAAAACCAAUUGUUGAACAAUUCUUUCCAAGUAAAACAAACAAAGAAAACAACAAUCAGAAAGAACACAAUAAUCAGAAAGAAACAUUAAAAGAAAAAGAGCAAGUAUGUAGCAGUGAAGAUGGUGUUGAGGAAGUGAGGGAAAAAGUUGGUGUGAGUGAUGUUGCUGCACAGUCUCAACCAGCUAGACCAGACAGUGAAAAUGCCGAAAAGCCAAUACCCGUAGCAUCUGAAGAGACAGCUGGUUCAGAGGCAGGUCCAAAAAUCAGUCCUAAACCAACUGAAGAAAUCAUUGAAUCUGUUAGCAAUGCGAGCACUCAUAAAGAAGAAUCACAUAAAAGAGAGGCAGCUACACAAAUGUUACAAGAUGGCGGCGAACCUGAAGUGUGUCAGGCAGAGAUGAAAGAUGCACAAUGUACUGCAGAAGAGACUUUUUGCCAUGACACCAAUGACCACAAACCCUUGAACGAAUCAACAAGACAACUUGAAAUGGCAAACCAGCCAGUAAAUUAUCUAGCUGACGUAAUCGAUGACAAAGUUCAAUCAGUGGACAAAAGUUCGGAUGGCACUCCAGAAGAAAACACAAAAGCCAAACCCACUGAUGAGCCAGAGAGUAAAGAGGGUAGUCUAGAACAUCAUGAUAAGCCACCCUUGAAACGUAGGAGGUCAAGCAGGUCUGUUACAUUAGAACAAUCCUCUGAAAGGGCAGAUACUAUAAGCAGUAGGACUCGAUCAAAAGACACAAAAUCAGUAACUGUCCUUCCUCCCAAGAAACGAGCUAGAAAAUUUUAACAUAAGUAAUAGGUAUGAAAGUGUGAGAUAACAUGUUUACAGGUUUAAAUUAGUAUAACCAGUUAUUGAACUGCUGCACAGCAAUGUAACUGCGGCAGUUGUAUAGUUAGUUCAAGCACUCCAGUUUCACAUCACAACAAACGUACUAGCUUCCAAUGUUAGUUUCAAACUACAGUGCUGAUAUCAUAUGUGACUCU
Corticium candelabrum is the source of this 1298-nucleotide messenger RNA. Its product is annotated as biorientation of chromosomes in cell division protein 1-like 1. The record is from RefSeq and is a predicted model, not a curated record. NCBI's taxonomy places the organism in Eukaryota, Metazoa, Porifera, Homoscleromorpha, Homosclerophorida, Plakinidae. The transcript has 3 exons. Gene Ontology annotation, biological process: replication fork processing. The coding region runs from base 1 to 1101 and encodes 366 amino acids. Gene Ontology annotation, cellular component: Set1C/COMPASS complex.